AUGGCCCCUCCAAGCAACGGCUCCUCAACCUCUCGACUUACAAACUCCAUGCUCUUGGAGACUACGUCAAGUCGAUCUGGCAGUAUGGGACUACGGACAACUACUCUACACAAAUGGGCAAAUUUGAACAUCGCUGAGUCAAGCACUUUUAUGCACAGACCAACAAGAAUAAGACCCACUGCCGCAUUACUCGCUGGAGAUACACUACCAGAUGUCCUCGUCACAGAAACAUUACUGGGAUAUUUCUUCCUGCUUGGAAAGAACAGAAAUGACCAGGCCACAAAGAAUUUUCUUCCAUGUCUCAAAGAUCACCUGCUGGGUCACUUGUCAGGACUGGACUAUGACGGAGACGAGACUUCAUUUAUGCUUCGUGUGAACUACACUACCUAUGACUUGCGGCGUGCUCAGGACUCCCUCAAUCCCCGCACACAUGCAGACAUCAUGGUUCUUGCUCGUGACCAGGAAGACUCCCAUCCAUACUGGUAUGCUCGAGUUAUUGGAGUGUUUCACGUCAAUACCCGCUACAUGAGACCAGGUGCACAUCCCUCUAUAAAGCGCGUUGACUUUUUGUGGGUCCGCUGGUUUGCCCGUGACAUCACUGCACCAACAGUUGGGCCUGCAAAACGACUGGCCAUGUUCGUGGGUGUUCAACUUAUCCCAGCCUUCGAUAUCAAUGUACAACUGCUUCUGUUGGGACUGUCCAUUGCUCGUCAAGCAGCUGACAAGGAUGAGGAUUGGGACUGGUACUGCAUCAACAUGUUUGUUGACCAGAUAUGUUCAUGUGCUUUUGCGGAGGAGGUGUCGGGCACAAAAACCACACGGAGAGAGACAUCCUGCUUGCUUGACGAUCGGAUGACCUGGAUAACAGCCUUCAAAGGAGACGAGGAUAUGGAUGAGCAUGAGGAUGGAGACGAGGUGGGUGACAGCGAGGAGGAAGCAGAUGAUAGCGAGGAGACAGACAGCAUGGAUGACAAAGGACGGGGAUGA
Suillus subalutaceus is the source of this 987-nucleotide messenger RNA. RefSeq lists its product as uncharacterized. The coding region runs from base 1 to 987 and encodes 328 amino acids. The record is from RefSeq and is a predicted model, not a curated record. The transcript has 8 exons. Lineage: Eukaryota; Fungi; Basidiomycota; Agaricomycetes; Boletales; Suillaceae.